Messenger RNA from Dicentrarchus labrax (European seabass), 2899 nucleotides. RefSeq names its product zinc finger and BTB domain-containing protein 49-like. Gene Ontology annotation, biological process: regulation of transcription by RNA polymerase II. The transcript is spliced from 2 exons. Bases 132 to 992 code for a protein of 286 amino acids. Gene Ontology annotation, cellular component: nucleus. The record is from RefSeq and is a predicted model, not a curated record. Lineage: Eukaryota; Metazoa; Chordata; Actinopteri; Moronidae. Gene Ontology annotation, molecular function: RNA polymerase II cis-regulatory region sequence-specific DNA binding; DNA-binding transcription factor activity, RNA polymerase II-specific.
GCGUGCAGACACUUACCGGAAGGGUAGCAAGUAAACAACCGACCACGACGCUCGCUUCGGAGAGCGAAGUUCUCCGGUUCCUCUCCGCCGCUCCGCCGCUCCGCCGCUCCGCCGCUCACACUCCCGCUGAAAUGUCUAAAAUCGAGAUGUUGAGGCUGCUGAUCAACCAGCGGCUCACGGAGGCCGCGGAGGAGAUCUUCGGGGUGUUCGGGAGAACCAUAGCCGAGUACGAGGAGGAGAUCUCCCGCUCCAAGCUGGAGAUCGACCGCCAGCGCCGGCUGCUGGAUCUCUCCAGGAAGCCGCAGAUUUCUCUGCAGGUCGACGGUUCAGCGCUCUCUGAGCAGCCGGAGUGGAGCUGCAGUCUGGACGAGAUAAAACCUCCUCACAUCAAAGAAGAGGAGGAGGACGCGGAGGAGGAGGAGGAGGAACCGUGGCCGUCCCAGCUGGAGGAGACGCCUCAGACUGCGGAGCAGAACGACGUCAAGUUUGUGUUGUUCCAGAGCGGCAAACAGGAUAACGACCACAUGACCUCCACACUCUCAAAGCUGUCGCACCAGGAGCUGGAGGACUCGGGGCUGGACCAGCAGCCAGGUACCUCAGUCCAGUGCUCGGACCUUGACGAGGACGCCCCUGAAGCUUCGGAUCCAGCUUCAGGUAACGGCCAGCUCGACAGUGUCGACCUGGAGGCGCCGCUGUCCGAGGUGGUGGACUCGUACAUUUGCACCAUUUGCGGUCGUGCGUUCGCUCAGCGGGGCCACUGGGCCAAACACGUACAGGUCCACCGCAAGGUCGAGACCAAAGUCGACAAGUCGUACACGUGUGACAUCUGCGGGAAGAGACUCACACGGUUCGACGGUUAUCAGAAACACUUGAGGAUCCACACGGGCGAGAAGCCAUACUGCUGCGACGAGUGCGGCCGCAGGUUCAGCGACAACUCGAAUUACAAACGACACAUUCGCACACACACGGGACAGAAAACGCCGCAGAGCUGAGGCUGCGGGACAAGGACUGAGGACUCCUGUGGGACUGUCAGGGGAUGGGGAUCGAAAACUGGUUCCAGUUGAGAACCAGUUCAAAAUCCAUUGGAGUCAUAUUCCUCCGACGUUAUCAAUCCCUUUAUCAACACUGGGGUGUUUUUGCACAUUGCAACACAAUGACGGCAAACUCGUGCGUCUACGCUGCUAGAAGAGUUUUCCUUCGACUAAGAAAACCUGAAGUCUCAGUUACAGGUUUUCACACAGAAAACUGGAUCAGGACCUAACAAGGAAAUCAAUAAAGAAUUGGACCAAUUAGCAGAAUUGAAAAUGGCAUUGGGAUCAAUGAAAUCUCCUCCAUUCCCAUCCCUGUGACAGUUUAACCAUCGUCAGAGGAGGUUUCAUGCACAUUACCCGGCGUAAAGACAUGUCCCACCUGACGGAUAGGAAAUCUUUGCCCUCCCUCCACUCUGGUCUAUUGACGAUGACGAUUAUUCGGGGGUUCAAACUGAAACUUUAUUAUUAGUAUGAUUAUUAUUUCUGGCCCAAUGACUGUAAAACAUGAAAGUCCCACUGCUUUAGGAACCUCGGUCAACAUCCAUUCUUGUAUUAGAUAUGCUAUGUGCUAGGCUACGUCUGUCUUUAAAAGACAAGCACAUUUCGUAGAUGGUUAAAAAGUUCAAGCUGGCUAGUGAAUUAUCUAACAAUAUCUACCAGAUGUAACUUGUUAGUUAAUCAACAUAUGUAUAAUUAAUGCUAUUAAUAUAGAUUAUUUAGCUAGUGUUUUUGUCUGUAACAAAUGAUUAAUGUACAUUAACUUGCUAGUUAGCUGGCAUUUUGCUAACAUCGAGCCUAGCACUUUUAAGCCUAUCUAAGUACAGGAAAGGAAAGUUGACCAUGGUUCUGACCGAGGCUUUGCUCAACUGUUAUUGGAGCACAGAGCAAAAAGGGGCGGGACCUAAGAAGGGUCAGUUGAGGGACAAAACUCAAAUUUUUGGAAAGGCCACGCCCCUCAUACUGUAAGUCUGACAGACGUUAAAAAAAGAGCACACUGAGCUUGUCUAAUUUCAAGUCAGCUACUAAACCGUUGCUCCUAUUGCUACCAAAUCUUCUUUGGAUAUUGAUUGGAUAAAGCCUGUCAAAAGGUUGUUGAUAUCUUAUUGAAUUUGAAAGAUAUUGACCAAUGAAUUGUCACAAAACCUCGAGGAUGUGUCCACAUAAGUACCUGAAACAUACCCUUAAUGUUUUACUCAAAUCAAUCAGUAGGAGCUGCUACAAAUGCCCCAAAAAAUGGUCCAAUCAUUACAAACUUCACAGGACAUGUUAGUUUUUCAAACCAGAGAAACACAAACUGGUUUACUGAAACGCUGAUCGAUCAGAGUCGGAGGAAAAUUAACCGAUCGGAUUUUACAGCUUUUUUCUUGCGUCAACAUUUCAUUGUGAAAACUUUCAACAUUUAAAUGGUUUUCUCACAUUUGUCCACGUCCGUGUGGACAUGGACCAAGACAAGGAAGAAGAGACAUAUUGUAUUUUUAUAUGCUAUAUAUUUUAACAGACAUUUAUACACUGGAGGAAAUGGCGAUGUUGCCGUUUACAGAUGCAUCAAACAUAUCUGACUGUCAGGUGCAGCUCAGGCUUACCUUUGACUUGUUUGUGAAAGCCUGUGUCCACUCAAGAUAUUUUUAUAUUUUUAUGUUGCUGGUAGUCGGCUGGGGGCAGAAGUCUGUAGCACAAACAGCUUCCAUCAGUCAAGUUUUUUUAUUAAGUCACAACAACACAGAAACCUAAAAGUCUGGAGUUUGUAUUUGUAUGUCAGGAACAGUUGAAUUCAGGGCGUCAAAUAAACAUGGUUGCUGACAGUAUAUCAGUAUUGCUGUAACAACUGACUUUUACUGAAGUAAUAAACUCACAUGAUUGGAAACUCA